Ylistrum balloti is the source of this 757-nucleotide messenger RNA. RefSeq lists its product as uncharacterized. The coding region runs from base 1 to 750 and encodes 249 amino acids. The transcript has 5 exons. NCBI's taxonomy places the organism in Eukaryota, Metazoa, Mollusca, Bivalvia, Pectinida, Pectinidae. The record is from RefSeq and is a predicted model, not a curated record.
AUGGAAAUGGAAACCAAAAAGGUGCUGAGUUUAGUAACAAUGGACAAACGUGUUGUUGACCGCAAAUCAACAACAAUUGAAAAGGAAGCCUUUCGAAGGAGCAUUGAGGAGUUAAAAGCUAAAGGUUUAGGUGUGAAAGAGGUGGUGACAGAUGCACAUAUGGGAAUUGGAUAUUUGAUGAGGACAUCUUAUACUGAGAUCAAACACAGUCAUGACAUUUGGCACGUAGCCAAAAACUUGGGCAAAAGGAUAACAAAGGCUGGACAGAAAAAAGGAUGCAAAGAUUUACUGAGAUGGGCCAAACAUAUUGUCAAUCAUUUUUGGUAUGCUUGUAGAGAAGCCACAGGUUACAUGAGGUUCAUCAAUAUUUGGGGACAAGUGCGCCACCAUGCUUGCAAUGAACAUGAGUGGAUCCUUUCAGAAGGUGAAGGGCCUGCGGAGUGCUCACAUGGAGACCUAGAGAAAGAUGCAAACAGACCAGACUGGCUUCCAAAGGAGUCUCUCGCAGCUAAAGCUAUUAAUGAAAUAGUGUUAGACAAAAGACUGAGAAACAGUUAUGGAUACAUUGAAAACUUCAGAAUGACAGCAGAGAUUGAAGUAUUCAACAAUCUUAUUUUGAUGUAUUGUGCAAAGCGUUUUGAAUAUAGUCCUCCAGCAUACAGAACAAGAAACCAGCUGGCUGCCUUGGACAAUAAUUGUCAUAUAGAUAGGCCAUUACUGAUGAAGCCUUGGACAAUAAUUGUCAUAUAGAUAGGCC